AUGGUGGAGUAUAGGCACAAAAUUCAAUCCUUUGAGAAAAAGCGUGAUGAAUCCCUAUUUGAAGCUUGGGAUCGAUUUAAGGAAUACCAAAGAGAGUUCCCUCAUCACGGAAUACCUAAGUGGCUCCUCUUACAAACUUUCUACUUAGGACUUAGCCCAACCUCCAAAAAAAGUCUUGAUGCGGGGGUGGGUGGUCCAAUCAUGGAUAAGAAGGAGGACCAAAUCGAAGAGAUAAUUGAAGAUGUCUCAAGUGCUAGGACGGUGAGGAAAGAUAAGCCACGUGGGCGUCAUCAUGGUCUCACUCAACAGAAGAGGCAAGAGAUAAAGGAAGCUUUUGAACUGUUUGACACUGAUGGCUCAGGAACUAUUGAUACUAAGGAGUUGAAUGUUGCUAUGAGGGCUCUGGGUUUUGAGAUGACCGAAGAGCAAAUCAAUCAAAUGAUUGCGGAUGUUGACAAGGAUGGAAGUGGUGCCAUUGAUUUCGAUGAAUUUUGUCACAUGAUGACUGCUAAAAUCGGAGAAAGAGACACUAAGGAAGAAUUAAUGAAAGCAUUUCGUAUAAUCGACCAAGAUAAUAAUGGUAAGAUUUCUCCUGUAGAUAUUCAACGCAUUGCAAAGGAAUUGGGCGAAAACCUAACUGACAGGGAAAUCCAAGAGAUGAUUGAAGAAGCAGACCGAGUUUUUUACCAGCAAGUAUUUAUUAUUGGCUUUAGCGCGCUUGAUCGAGUUGGUUUAGUUGUUAUAGAAUAAAUUUUAUAUCAAAAU
Messenger RNA from Spinacia oleracea (spinach), 765 nucleotides. Its product is annotated as caltractin-like. The transcript is spliced from 6 exons. Gene Ontology annotation, cellular component: myosin II complex. NCBI's taxonomy places the organism in Eukaryota, Viridiplantae, Streptophyta, Magnoliopsida, Caryophyllales, Amaranthaceae. Bases 1 to 750 code for a protein of 249 amino acids. Gene Ontology annotation, molecular function: calcium ion binding. The record is from RefSeq and is a predicted model, not a curated record.